Pelagomonas calceolata is the source of this 1516-nucleotide messenger RNA. NCBI's taxonomy places the organism in Eukaryota, Pelagophyceae, Pelagomonadales, Pelagomonadaceae. The record is from the annotation of a GenBank genome assembly.
CGCAGGAGUGCCGCGAAGCCGGUUAGUCGUUGUGCCUCGAUCGAUGCGUGUCGCGCAGCGGCCGCUUUACAUACACAGCCAUGCGUACGGGUUUGAGGGAAAACCCGUCCCAUGCCGAUAGAUGCACCCGGCCAACCGCUCCCAGGGUGUCUCACAGCACCCCUUAAAAAUCUCUAUAGAAAGCACCACCCCACGCCAAAGUACAUGCUUAGAAAUUUCCUGGACAGCCAAAAAAAAACAGGCUGCCCCCAUGGCCCUCCAGCUGGCCAUCGAGCAGGGCGGCAUCCUCGAGCACGACGCGGCGGAAUCCAAAAAGCAGGGCGCCGCCGUCUGGUACAAGGACGAAGGGGGCCAGCACAAAUGUAUAUUACUGAAGCUUUCACUAAAUGACAGCACGGGCAAGAAGGUGAAAAAAGAUGUGAAAGUAAAGUGCGCGCUGCGCUACGCCGACACGGGCAAAAUCGUCGAGAACCAGUCGAUCCUGCGGGUCUGGACGGAAGAUGGUAGGAAACGGGGCUUGUCACUGAAGGGCGGGUUGUUGACCGUGAAGGCUCGAGUGGAGGACGUGUCGAAGAACCACCAGGGCCAGUGUUUUUGUGUGGAGGUGUCGUGUGACGAGGAGGGCAUCGAAAGUGUGAGAACGCAGAAGGUGCAUGUUAGGUCGAAGAGGAACAAGCGGCGCCGGGCGUCUACCUCUCCUCCUCGUACUAGGGCACCUCUACCGCAAGUCUCGGAGGAUGGCCUGCCGUCGUCGGUGGCGGAGUGGAUCCAGGAGGCUGUGUCUUCGUUAGAUGAAAUGCGCUGGAGGGUCUCGGGCGUAGACUACCAGAUGCGCAACCCCAACGCCAUCAUCGAUACACUACAAAGAAAGUACGAGAAGGACAUCGCACCUUUAUUAGGAGAAAACCAAAAGAGGAAGAAGCCGCGGAGCGUCCCGCCGAUGCAAGCACCCUCUAUGAGCCGCAUGCGCACGUCGGCGGGGAUGACGCUGGCAAUCUUGGACGAGGCCGAGGGCCAGAGCGCGCUCCACGCGCUGGCCGGCGCUGGAAGCAUGGCGCCGCCCGUGUUACAGCGGGGCGUGUCCUCGGUCUACACGGGCGGUCCCGCCGGCGACGGCUCCGGCCAUGGGGAGGACGUGCCCUUGCCGCCGUUCACGGAGACGGCCCAGAGCCGCGAGGUCGAGUCCCAAGUGAGGACGGUGCUCGCGAAGAAGUUUCGCCCGGUGCGCGACGGCGCGGUCCUCGGCUUCCCGGCCUACGACGCGGACAAGAACCUGGUGGGCUUGUACCGGGACCAGAACGGCGCGCCGGUCUUCGUGCCCGCGUCGGAGGCCGCGUCGGGUUUGGAAGAUGGGGACCAUGCCGCGGCGCGGCUUGCCUACGACCGCGAAACAUCGAACAAGAGCGACUGCGUCCAUAGCUUGGCGACGCACGGCGCGCUCGACCGGCUCAAGGACGCGGCGUUAUUGUACUGCUACUCGAAGGAGCCCUGGGCCGAGCUCGACCUCGGCGAGUAG